This is a messenger RNA of Orbicella faveolata, 1542 nucleotides long. RefSeq names its product methylosome protein WDR77-like. Gene Ontology annotation, cellular component: methylosome. NCBI's taxonomy places the organism in Eukaryota, Metazoa, Cnidaria, Anthozoa, Scleractinia, Merulinidae. The record is from RefSeq and is a predicted model, not a curated record. Gene Ontology annotation, molecular function: protein binding.
AUCCACUUAGGACCACUUAUUAAUACAAUACCAUCAGAAGAUAGCUCAGUCUAUAAAUUGUAGAUAGCUCAUAUGCAUGAUCUCUUAGUCCCAGGGAAACCAGAAUUCACUUAAUUUGUAACUAUAACUCAGACUCUCUAUAACAUACAUGUAGACAUGCAGAUAUCUGUCUUUGGUGUUAUUGUUUAUGAGGUUUGAUUUGUACCAAUCGGCAGCUUGCUGUUGAUUAUUACCUUAUAAAUAGAGUUAAAAGAGGUUAAGAGAAUAAUUGGUAUAAUGGUAUUAUUAUGUUGAGUUCAAAAACUGUAUUUAAUAUGUUCAUUUCAGGUCAUAGGGACAUGGUAUGGAGUGUUGUCUACAGCAGAACUGAACAGGAUCUCUUUGUUUCAGUAUCACAGGAUGGCAGGGUUAUUCUGUGGGAUGCAAGAACACCCAAAGCGGCUUCUAAACUAACAGAUUCCUCUCAGUACAACAGCAUUCCACGUUGUGUAGAUUGGAGUCCACUAGACAAUCAUUUACUAGCUAUUGGUUAUGAAGAUGGAUAUGUUUGCCUCUGUAACAUCCAAGACCCUAAGCAACCUGUUCUAACUUAUUGCCCUCAUGAAAGGGCUGUAAACAAAGUGGCUUUCUCCCCUAGAAGUCCCGAGUGGCUUGCGUCAGUUUCAGAUGAUAUGUGGGUCCAUGUUCAGGAUUGCCUCCAUGAUACAACAGUACUCAGAAGCGAUGAACACACAGAGGUCGUGCGAAGCCUGGCGUGGAGUCCUGGGGACGACACUCUUUACACCAGCGGCUGGGACCAGCAGAUAUUCAGUCAUGCGUUUGACUGUGGUGAACCUUCAGACCUUAACGUGGAAACCAGCAAAUCGCAAGCAACCUCUGUGUCCAUGGACAUGGAUGCCAUGAACCAGGCACACUUUAAUGGAGAUGUUAAUUGCGCCUCUCAAGAUGACGAGAACGCCGAAGAAACAAUGGAAAUUGAAGGAACGAGACAUAUUCAAAAGACUGCCGUAUCUGCUAGUGUGGAAAAAGAUUGUGCAGUUGACAUUGCUAGCUAGCACGUGUUUUCAUAGUGUCAAUAUUAAUGCUAUUUCAGCGUAAAAGUUUACCAAAGGAAUGGAAAGAGGAAGCAAUUAUUAGCGAAUUAGCACUGUCCAAUUCUGUUAAAGCUAAGCUUCUGGUGCAGUCGCAAACAAGCUUCUGGAGUAAGCGCACGUGUCCGAAUAACACUAUAUCUUACUCAAUAAUAGAGCACGGAGCGAUUUCGUUGAAAGCUAAGCUUCUCUGUAAAGUUAUUAUUCAAGGUUAUUAUCAAGGUUGCUCCCACUACGAGGAGACGAGACAAUAACAAAUUGGAUGUGCAAAACAAAGAUGCUUAUUCUCCAAAUUCUUUGAACAUGUUUUUAAAAUUUUGUGGCGGAAAGUAAGAAAGGAAUUACAAGGCCCUCCCUCCUGAUUUGCCACUCAAGUGCCGUGUAUGAAAAGUCAGUUUGAUACCUCCAUUCUUGUUCAAGAGCCCUGUCAUUAAACAAGCGGUUGAAUUGA